This is a messenger RNA of Notechis scutatus (mainland tiger snake), 1035 nucleotides long. The record is from RefSeq and is a predicted model, not a curated record. Lineage: Eukaryota; Metazoa; Chordata; Lepidosauria; Squamata; Elapidae.
AUGCAGGACGGCGACGGGGCCAGUCCUCCGGCCGGGCGACGGGGCAAGCGUAGGGCCCGGGGCUCCCCGGAGCCGCCGCCCCCGCGCCCCCGGCCCAAGAAGCGCUACAGCCGCCACGCCAAGCCCCCCUACAGCUACCUGGCCAUGAUCGCCCUGGUCAUCACGGCCGCCCCGGGGAAGAAGCUGAAGCUCGCCCAGAUUACCCGCCAGAUUGGUGUGUUUUUCCCAUUCUUCCGAGACAGUUACCAAGGGUGGAAGGAUUCCAUCAGGCACAAUCUCUCUGCCAAUGACUGCUUCAGGAUGGUGCUGAAGGAUCCGUCCAAACCCAAAGGGAAGGGGAACUACUGGACGGUAGACGUGGAACGGAUCCCUGCCGAAGCCCUGAAGCUGCAGAACACGGCCAUCUCCCGCCAAGGGGAAGUGACUUUCGCCCCCGACCUCAGCCCCUUCGUGCUGCAGGGCCAUCCCUACGUGCCUCCCGGUGGCGCUGCUGCUGCUCCGGACCCCCAGACGCCCCUCCCAGACGAAGCCCACCACCUCACGGAAGAGGAGAGCCCCAAGCAGCCACCCUGCAAGGCGGCCUUCACCAUCAGCGCUCUGCUGAAGCCACCGAGCGAAGAUGGCGGCACUGAAGCCCGCCCCCCGAGCAUGGACGGAGCCUCCGUCGGCCACCUCCACCCUCCUCCUCCUCCUCCUCCUCUCGUGGAGGGUGGCCAAGGGCCCCCCGCCAACCCUCCCCAGCUGCCCCCCGCCUGCUGCACAGACUGUUUCCAGGUGCCCCUGUGGCACCCACAUGGCACUUCGUCCCUGGCUGGGGGGCCCUUACCCCUGCCGACUUUCCUCACCAUCCCAGCCUCGCUCAGCCUGCCCUGUUGCACUUUAGGGCCCGCUCCCUACGCCGGUUCUCCUUGCUGGAACUUGGUGACGGGCCCCUGCCCACCCCACCCGUACCCAGGCCUCCCCCCCGGCCCGGUGGAAGUCCAGCAAGCUGGCCACCGGCCGGACGCCUCCUGGCUAGCAACCCCUCUGCCUUGG